This is a messenger RNA of Drosophila biarmipes, 3941 nucleotides long. Its product is annotated as FMRFamide receptor. Lineage: Eukaryota; Metazoa; Arthropoda; Insecta; Diptera; Drosophilidae. The record is from RefSeq and is a predicted model, not a curated record. The transcript is spliced from 2 exons. The coding region runs from base 803 to 2452 and encodes 549 amino acids. Gene Ontology annotation, biological process: G protein-coupled receptor signaling pathway. Gene Ontology annotation, cellular component: membrane. Gene Ontology annotation, molecular function: G protein-coupled receptor activity.
UCAACGCGUUCGCGCCGCAAAAAGCGUUCGGCAAGCGAAUUUCGAAAUAUUUAAAAAUAUCACUCAUACGCACGGGAGAGCGAGUGUGUGAAACGAGAGUGAGAGUGCACCGAUAUUCACCGAAUAAAUAAAUAGAAACCAAGUUUUGUUUAUCCCAUUCGAAACGGAGAAAGUGUUUAAAUAAUACCUGCUGUAGUAUAUAAUCAAGUGAAAUGGCCUGCCAGCAGCGCUUUAAUUUAUAAAUAAAUAUAUUAAAUAUAUUCUGGCGUGUGUGAGUGAGCAGCAUCGAUAAAAAGCUCCCCAAAGAAUUUUUUUCGGAGGCACAACGUGAAAAUUAUCUCCCCCGAAAACCGGGGAAGCCAAAGAACUCUCAGCCCCGGAAAAAACGAAAACAACAAAUCGAAUUGUAGAUCAUUCCAUUCCAAUUUAACUAACCCCAUCGCGCCGAAAAUCCCUUGGCAUUGAUUGUUGACAUUCUCGCCGCCAAGAUAUGCAAAUCGGAAUAUGCGAAUAUCUUGCGCACCCUCGAGUUGUAAAUUAAAUUCCCAAGCUUAAAGUGUCGACGACGCCGGCUGAAAGCCAGGACAAAGGACACCGUCAUCAGGUGCUCGUGACCCCUGGUCCGUGACCAAAGAGGCAGGUGGCGGAACAAUAAGUACCCGACCUGUGGCCGCAGAAUUGAUGUUCGUGCGAAAGUUUCCCGUCAGCUACCCAAAUGUUACGCCCACGCUUCGAGUAGGGUUAGGCCUGCGGAUCGGGGAGGAGGGUCCCCAGUAGACCGCAGACCCAGACCCCCGCCACCAUGAGUGGUGCUUCGGUUGCGAGGCUACUGCUCCGCCUGGAGCUCCCCUCGCCGGGAGUAAUGCCACCACCGCCCACCGACUACGACUACGGAGGCGCCAUCAGCGAGGAUGAGUUCCUGGCCAGUGUGAUGGCCACCGAGGGGCCAACGGUUCGGUAUGAUCUGUACCCCCAAAACCACACCCAACCCAACCUGCAGCGCGUCUUCAACCACACGGAGGUGCAAACGGAUCUGCAGUAUCCCCACUAUGACGAUUUGGGUCUGGAAAUUGAUCCGAAUUGGACGCGAAUCUGCGAGGACGUGUACAAUCCACUGCUGGAAAACAAUCGAAUUGAGUUCUGGGUCUGUGGCGUGCUGAUAAAUAUCGUUGGUGUCCUCGGCAUCCUGGGCAAUAUAAUCUCCAUGAUAAUCCUCUCGCGACCCCAGAUGAGAUCGAGUAUCAACUAUCUGCUCACUGGCCUGGCCCGCUGCGAUACCGUACUUAUCAUCACCUCAAUAUUGCUCUUCGGCAUACCCUCUAUAUAUCCGUAUACGGGCCAUCUCUUUGGCUACUACAACUACGUUUAUCCGUUCAUAUCGCCGGCGGUAUUUCCCAUAGGCAUGAUAGCCCAGACAGCCAGUAUAUAUAUGACAUUUACGGUGACGCUGGAAAGAUAUGUGGCCGUUUGCCAUCCCUUGAAAGCGAGAGCGCUCUGUACCUACGGAAGAGCCAAAAUAUACUUUAUAGUAUGCGUCUGCUUCUCCCUGGCCUAUAAUAUGCCUCGAUUCUGGGAGGUCCUGACUGUAACCUAUCCCGAGCCCGGGAAAGAUGUAAUACUCCACUGCGUGAGACCCUCGAGACUGAGGAGAUCGGAGGCCUACAUCAAUAUAUACAUACACUGGUGUUACCUGAUCGUGAACUAUAUAAUACCCUUUCUUACCCUGGCCAUACUGAAUUGCCUGAUAUAUAGACAGGUGAAGAGGGCCAAUAGGGAGCGUCAGCGACUGUCGAGAUCGGAGAAGAGGGAAAUUGGUCUGGCCACAAUGCUGCUGUGCGUGGUGAUAGUGUUCUUCAUGCUGAACUUUCUGCCCCUGGUACUCAAUAUAUCGGAGGCCUUCUACAGCACCAUCGAUCACAAGAUCACGAAGAUCUCGAAUCUAUUGAUCACCAUCAACAGCAGCGUCAACUUUCUAAUAUACAUCAUCUUUGGCGAGAAGUUCAAGCGCAUUUUUUUACUCAUUUUUUUCAAGCGCCGCCUGAGUCGUGACCAACCGGAUCUUAUCCACUACGAGAGCUCCAUAUCGAACAACGGCGAUGGGACGCUGAACCACCGAUCCUCCGGCCGCUUCUCGAGGCACGGAACCCAGCGGAGCACCACCACCACCUAUCUGGUGGCCACCGGAGGGCCAGGCGGUGGGGGAUGCGUUGGUGGCGGUGGCAAUAAUUCCCUCAACAAUGUUCGCCUGACCCAGGUGUCGGGGUCACCCGGACUGGUCAAGAUCAAGCGGAACAGAGCUCCGUCCCCAGGCCCUGUGGUCUACUUUCCCGCCCGCGAGAUGCAGAGGUCCGCAUCCACCACGAAUUCGACAACCAAUAAUAACACAUCCAUUGGUUACGACUGGACGCUGCCGGACAGCAAGAAACUGGGACACGUCUCGUCCGGAUUUUGAGACUGCCUCCGGGUGAAAUCGAUGGGAGUGAGUCAAACGGAAGGGGUUACUCUAGUCCACUAGUCUUGUAAAUAAGAAUAGUCAAAGAGCAGGGCUUAGCAGACAGCUGUGGUCAAAAUAAUAGCUAGAAUGAGAUCCUUCAAUAAAUGGGAAACGUUACGUUUUGAAAAUGUUCUCGAUUUUUAAAAUUGAUCCAGAAAAUGAUUUUAAUUGUAUGAACUUUCAAUGUAAAAAUAAAUAUACUCAGAAAAAAAUUCAAAUCUCAGAAGGUAGUGAUAAUAUGUUGACCACAGUUGUAACUAAUAUAUACUGACCUGUACAGAAGGCAUAAACUAAACGCUCCAAGCGUUGCGUUACUUUGUGAUAAGCGUUAAGUGUUUCCUUCCCCAAUUUCUCUACUACUCCUCCAAAACUUUACUCGUUGAUAUAGCUCUUAGGACAGUUAGAAUUGCCAUCGAUCAGGCUGAAGAAAAUAGUCUCUUAGACUGAGAAUUUAAUAUUGCUUUUCCCUGACUUCAUCCCUUUAUAUUCCCCUAUAAAAUCAAUUGAAUUUGUAUCAAUUUCGCAGUAAAUUAGUCAUCGAAACUUCUUCGAACACAAUAUCGUUUCACUUUCCACUGGCCUUUGGUCAAAGUUUUAUUUAUUAGCGUAAACUUUGACUGCCUUUAAUUAAAUACCCUUUACAACGCAUUUUACGGCCGAACUUGAUGAAUGAUUUUCCUUUUCCUUGGCUGAUUUGGGUGGUCCGAACUUUUCGAUUUUCUCACACUUUUCCGGAAACUGGCGUUCUUUGGGUUCAAAAUAAGAGGGCCGGCAAUCUGUCAACUUGUCAGAAAGUUUUGAAAACGCCGCUCAAAGUUUAGUCAGCUCAAAAGUUUGCCAGCAUUAUUUAGUCGCCCAAAAAACUCAAGUAGCUCAAUUUAACAGCAAAUGCAACAAUAAUAAAUAACAAAAGAAAAAGACAUUUUCAGGUGUUCACAAAAGAAUUAUAUUUACUGCUCCUUGGCCCUCAACAACAAAUAUAAUCCCCUCUAUUGUGUAAAUACAUUUAAGACUUCUGUAAAUACCUAUUAAUUAGCAAGUAUGCAAAGCAUAAACGAAUACCAAAGAUAUGAAAUUUAGAUUUCAAUUAAGAUUACUGAAGUCCAGGAAAGGGGAUUCUGAGUUAUUGUAAAAAAUGAGGAGGAUACAGAUUUAAAGAAAUUUUCAAGAAAAAUUAUUUAUUUCACCAUGUUUCGAUGUUUUUUAUAUGUUCUUAACUAUUAUUACAUUUUGAUUUAAUUAAGCAUCAGUCAAUUUUAUCACUCGUAAACAAUUAUUUAAAUACUCAAAUUUAAAACAAUAAGUUAGGAUUCCCUUCUCCUAGCCGAAAUACGCCCUAAUUUAUUUAGGUCUAGCUUAGCUUUAAUAUUGUAUAGUCAUAGCAAAUACGUAAUCGAAACUAAUAUAAAUAAAUUCAACGAUUGUGCGAAUAAAUGAUGAUGACACA